Messenger RNA from Durusdinium trenchii, 1045 nucleotides. Lineage: Eukaryota; Dinophyceae; Suessiales; Symbiodiniaceae. The record is from the annotation of a GenBank genome assembly.
GCCAGCCCUUUUCUCCACGAUCGUGGUGGCCUUGGUGAUGGCCGGUGUGGGUGCUGCGCUAUUGGAACGCUUCGGCUGGGCCGUGGACUUGCAGGCGCCGGAGCUGGAGGUUCGAGUGCAGCUGAAUCAGGAAGAGCUUUUGGUGAGCCUCACAGCGUUGGUGCAGCCGCUGGGUGCUCGUGGUUGCUAUUUGGCACACCCAGGCCUGCACCCAGCCAUUGCUUGGGUCUUGGCACGUUGCCUGAACAUCGAAGAGCAAGACACGGUCUUGGAUCCUAUGUGCGGGAGAGGGGUGCUUCUGUGCGAGGCGGCUCUCAACUGGCCACAUGCAGGUGCAUUCAUUGGGUGCGACCUGGACCCUGAUCAGCUGCGGCUGGCUGCUGAGAACGUGGCAAACCUCGCUCGGGGGAGCACCAGCAGUGCCCACGCACUUCAGCUGCUGCGGGCUGAUGCAGCAAAGCUGGGGGGACUGCCGUUGGCCAAGGGCUCCGUGGACAAGGUGCUCACGGACCUUCCGUUUGGGAAGCAGUUUGGUUCUCUGGACACCAACCGCAGCUUGUACCCCGCGGUGCUGGCCGAGCUGGCCCGGGUACUGCGGACGGGUGGCCUGGCAGCAGUUCUGACUAGCCAGUCGAACCGGGCGACGAUGCGGGAGGCGCUGGCGGGUCAAGCAGGCAGACCGAGCAGCUGGAAGGUGGAACACUUGAGAAGCUUUCGGCUUUUUGUGAAGAUGGACGCCUGCAUCUACUUGCUGCGGAGGGUUGAAGUGGAAGGAGGAUUGGAUGGUGGGGAACGGGGAGGAAAGACGAAGAUGGGUGGCUUGUCGGGUCCAUUUGGCUGGGAAGAUGGGUCGAGUUGGCACGAACAAUGGGCUAAACAUCGCCCAGCAUUGGUGCCCUUUGGCAGUGCGAGCAAAGAGCGGCUGGAGCCCAUGAAGUCAUCCUGUGCAGAUUUGUGCAGUGUCAGCUUUUUGCCGUGGGUUGUUGGUUGUUUCAGGUGCAGAGAACAGAUUAAAUGGGAAUGUGCAGAAUGUCGGUGUUGCUAA